This is a messenger RNA of Paramecium pentaurelia, 1647 nucleotides long. The record is from the annotation of a GenBank genome assembly. Lineage: Eukaryota; Ciliophora; Oligohymenophorea; Peniculida; Parameciidae.
AUGCAAAAUAAGAGUUAUCCUUCUACCCAUUAUACAAAAUCUUCCCUGUCAAAGUAUAAGUUCUAUGAUUUAGAUAAUCUAUUCAUUAAUAAGUUAAACCAUAAAAGAGUUCAUUCACUAGAUGGCUGCAAAGAUUAUUCUGUAUAAAAGAAAUAAAUGAAUAAUAAUAUAUAACAAAUAUGAUGGAAAUAUCCAACUAUGAUGAAAGUCAAUAACCUACAAUGAAAAUAAUAUCAAAAUUUAGUUAAUAUGAUGAAUAUUUUUCAAUUUAAGAUCCAAUUAGAAUAAUUUCAGGAAGUGAUGUAUUUUCAAUAUUUAAAAGUAGUCUUAAUUUCCUUUUGUAGUCAAAUUUAAUGAAGAGAAAUUAUGUGAAAUUGAUGAUUAAUAUCAUCAAUAAAUUCCUGAAUUAAAUGAAUAAGUGGUUGUAUUAAUCACAUAGAAUCCUUCUUUAGCACUUAUUAAUUAUAUUGAAUCUAAAGCAUCCUAUUUUAUCAUUUAUUUAUCUACACCAAAUCCUGUUAUUCAAGAUUAUAUUUAAUAAAGAUCUAAAUAGUAUUCUAAGCCAGAAUUAAUAAUUGGAAAGGUUAAAGUCUUAAAUUAUUCUAGUUCUCAAUAAAAAAAAGUUUAUCAUUAGUAGAUUAAUAUAUAUUUAUGCCAGAUUACUCUACUGAGGGUAGAUAACAAGUAGUUGAUACUGUUUCUUAAUUAUUAAAAUUGAUACCAAACGAAAUUGAUAAAUUUACAUUCCUAAUAAAAUUAUAAGGCAAUCCAAUUUAAGAUAUAUUUUCAAUAAGUUCUUAAAUGAAUGAAGCUUUUAUAUAGAAAUAUGAAAGUGAAUUUUGGAUUAAUAAGAUUCUCAGACUAUCUUAAAAUAGAAAUGCCAUAGUGUUAAAAUAAAGGGAUUAGAAAAAGACAGGUUUUGAAAAAUCACAAUAUAUGAUGUUAAGCAAUAAUAUCAAUUAAAAAAAAGGAUUUAAUUUAACAGUAGAAAAUACAGAGUUAAUAAUGAAUCUAACAAAAUAUUAAUAAGGAAAUGUGAUUACUCAUGUUUUGAAAUGUUUAAUUUAUUAGAAAGGAAUUGAAGGAAGAAAUAAUAAUACUAUUGAUUAAGCUAAACUAUUUUGCACUUUAAUAUUUUUAAUUAAAGAAUUAAAGAGAUUUAGUCAAUAUGAUUAAGAGGAUUUUAUUAGUUUAAUGAAAAUAAUAUAGUAAUCAUCAUUGUUAUCUUGUUGUUUAUGCAUUAAUUUAAUGAAAUAAGAAGAUUUAAAAGAAUUGAGCCAAAUAAAAAUGCAUUACAAAAGAUUUUUAGAAAUCCUGAUUUGUAGUGGAAUUAUAACAAAUGAACAAGAUAGUUAUGUUUUGUAAUCAAUUUUCAAUAAAUGUUUGAAUUGUCCAAUUUAUGAUAUAUCCAUACCAAAAAGUGAACACUUAAAUUCUGGAGAGAACUAUACAUAAUAAUUAAUCUAAAAUGAGGAUAUUGGAGAUAAAAUCUAUUCAAUAGAUUAUGAUUUUGCAAAGUCUCCAAAAUCAUAUUAAAUAGUUCUUGGACUUUAAUAAGAUUUAAAUUAUAGUGAAUUGUAGAUUGAACCACAAAAACGAUUCCCUUAAUAAACAACUACAUCUAUUUCAAAUUCUUUAAAUGAAUGA